AACACUAGAAUCUUCUAUAACAUGAAAUUUGUCACUUUUACUUGAACAUCACCUACAAUUGUUUUCAGUCAAGCUUAAACAAUCCAACACCAAUAUGAAGACCACUUUAGUGUUUUCAAUUCAGUUUGGUCUCUUGAUGUUGGUUCAAUGUGUUAGGCAUCAAUUUGACCCCCUUUCAAGAUUCCAAAAGGUUCAAUAUCUUAAACAGACGUAUGACAGUCCAGAACUGACAACCGAAGAUUUUGUUGUUCACGUAGGCACACACCACGGGUUAAAGGAGGCUGACAAGAUAUCAAGAUUACCUGGACAACCAAGAGGAUCCAAGUUUAAUCAGUAUUCGGGUUAUGUAACCGUCGAUCCACAUCAUGGUAGAGCUUUGUUCUAUUAUUUUGCUGAGUCAAUACAUAGACCUUCUCAAAAACCUCUUGUGUUAUGGCUCAACGGAGGACCCGGAUGUUCUUCGAUUGGAGGCGGAACAAUGAUGGAACUUGGCCCAUUUCGAGUCAAUAAUGACGGUAAAACCCUAUCGAUAAACAAGUAUUCUUGGAAUAAAGUGGCUAAUAUGUUAUUUUUGGAAUCUCCGGCUGGUGUCGGAUUUUCAUACUCGAAUAAAUCUUCUGACUACAAAACCCCCGGUGAUGCACAAACUGCAAAAGAUUCAUUCACAUUUCUAAUCAACUGGUUGGAAAGGUUCCCAGAAUAUAAAACCAGAGAUUUUUACAUUGCGGGAGAAAGCUAUGCAGGACAUUACAUACCUCAACUUGCCCAAUUAAUCAUUAGAAGCAACGAAGAUGAUAAACAUACCUUUAUCAACCUGAAAGGGAUUGCGAUUGGAAACGCGUUUAUUGAUGACGAAACACAAAGAAAGGGAAAACAUGAUUUUUUGUGGUCGCGUUCAAUGGUUUCUGAUGAAAUCCACGAUGGGAUCGUUGCGAAUUGCGAUUUUUCGUGGAAUUCGGUUUUGUCUGAUAUAUGUAAAGCUUAUAUUAACGAAGAGAAUUACAUCGUUGGGAAUGUCUUUCCUUUCGAUAUUUAUGCUCCUUUAUGUUUGAAUGGAACAUCUGCCAAGACAACAGGUUUUGAUCCAUGCACACAAGACUAUAUCGAAAGUUACAUGAACAUCCCUCAAGUCCAAAAAGCGUUUCACGCGAAUCUCACAGGCCUUCCAGGACACUGGGAAGAUUGCAAUGACAAGAUAUUUGAUAAUUGGACCGAUCAACCGUUUACUAUGUUACCAACUAUCCAACGACUCAUGGGGAGUGGCAUCCGGUUUUGGAUUUAUAGCGGAGAUAUUGAUAGUAGAGUUGCGGUGACAACAACCAAAUAUGCAAUAAAGAAACUUACUACAACGAUAAAGACACCAUGGUAUCCAUGGUACUUGAAAGGCGAGGUCGGCGGAUAUGUGGUUGAAUAUGAAAACCUAACGUUUCUUACCAUUAGAGGAGCUGGACACUUCGUACCAAGCUAUCAGCCUGCACGUGCACUCGCACUUUUCUCAUCUUUUUUGGAUGGAAAGCCUCCCGUGUCUAUGUAGUUAUGCUUCUAGUUUCGGGCUCACAAUUAGAAUCCGAGCUUGCUUUUGAUGCGUAGUCUUUUGAUGUGUUAUUGAGCUUAGUUUGCGUUUUGAAGGAAAUUACAAUAAAUUAGUUUGCUUUUC
This is a messenger RNA of Helianthus annuus (common sunflower), 1657 nucleotides long. RefSeq names its product serine carboxypeptidase 1. The record is from RefSeq and is a predicted model, not a curated record. NCBI's taxonomy places the organism in Eukaryota, Viridiplantae, Streptophyta, Magnoliopsida, Asterales, Asteraceae. Gene Ontology annotation, cellular component: vacuole. Gene Ontology annotation, biological process: proteolysis. The transcript is spliced from 8 exons. Gene Ontology annotation, molecular function: serine-type carboxypeptidase activity. Bases 95 to 1534 code for a protein of 479 amino acids.